Drosophila suzukii is the source of this 8459-nucleotide messenger RNA. NCBI's taxonomy places the organism in Eukaryota, Metazoa, Arthropoda, Insecta, Diptera, Drosophilidae. The record is from RefSeq and is a predicted model, not a curated record.
GAUUCAACUUUUACCGAUGCAUGGUGCUUGAAAUACCAAAAUGACUACGGCUACGAGUUUACCUAGGGUUCCCGAGGGUCUUCGGGACCUAAUGAAGGUGUAUACCAAGGAGGUGUUACGUGAAAAGCCGGCUGACUUGUAUGGAUUUUCUGCCAAUUUUUUCAAUUUGAUUGUUGGGGAAAAAUCACAGAAAGCAGUGCGAAAAUACGAACCGGUGCAAACUUAUGAAACCAUCAUGAAAAACCGCAUUCGUCAGCAGGUUCCUUUAUCACUUGUGUUCAAUAUAAUCCCCGAAAAGCUGACUGAUCUAAUAAAGCAAUUCAUAAAGGCAGUUCUAAGAGAAAAACCUGAGAAUAUUUACAUAUUCGCACAGGAAUACUUUCAAAGGCUGUCCAAGGAAAAGUCUGGUCGAAUUGAGUACACCAAGUAUUCGACGUAUGAAAAUUCAAUGAAGGACAAGGAAAACGUAACUCCUGGAUCGAAGGUAACCUGUGAAUGUGGACGAAUACUGAGUGGAAAAACCAAGGAUGUGGAAAAUAGAUAUACGGAUACCAAGUUAGCUGAGGCAGACCAGAGAACAUUUUCAAGUAGAAUAACCUAUUUGCAAUCGGUCGUUAUUAUUCAAAGACGAAUUCGCCAAUUUCUCAACGAGCGGAAAAUAGGUCGAGAUAAGGAUAAAUGCAAUAGCGUGGAAUAUGUGACAGCAAUUCUCCUGAUUCAAAGACAAGUUCGUCGCUUUCUGGCCAAGAAGCGAGUUGAAAAACUUAAAAAUUCACGUGACGUCCGAAAGCCGAAUGCUAAAUUUAACACUGGCGACUAUAUGAAAGCCGUUGUCGUCAUUCAGCGACAUUAUCGCAUAUAUUUGAGAAAGAAGCAGGAGCAAAAUCGAUUGAAAAAUGACCCAGUAUCCUUAGCAACUGCUGCCAUCAUAAUCCAGAGGGCCUUCAGAAGGAUGGUGGCCUUACAAAGGGCCAAAAGGAAUACUUCUUCAGCCACCGAUCAGGGCGAGGAACUCAAUGACAACGCCUCCGAGACAGGAUCCUACACAUCCGUCUCCACCGCACUCCUUUCCACGGAAUCCACCGAGCUGGGAAUGGCCACUUACGAGGAAAGAGUCCAUCAAAAAAUAAUCCACGAGGACGAGGAAGUGGAGAACAAUAAUGUUGAUGCCGGCCUUGAGAAGGAGUUUUUGGCAGAACCUAUUAAGGGCCAAGAAAAAUCGAUGCUUCUGCGAAAAGCAGAAAUUCUUAGCGGUGCUUUAAUCGAAACUAUGAUUCGCAAACCUAGCUUGGAAAAUCUUAAGGAUUUCCACAGUGAAUCUAAAGAUUUUGAAGCGGAUUUGGAAAUCGAAGCGGAGAAAAAUAAAACUAGUCAAGAUCUAGAACCUGAAAUUCAAAAUAAUAAAGCAAGCCUAGAUCUAGAAUCGGUACCUCAAGCAGAACUGAUACCUGAAAAGAAAGGUGAAGAGCUCGAUUUGGAAUCUACAGCUAAAAAAGCUAGCUUGGAUGUAGAAACGGAAAGCCAAGUUGAACCUAAAAUAGAACCUGAUUCAAAAGACCUGGAACUGAAAAAGGAGAGUGAAAUUAUUACACAAAACUUGAGCAAAGAUAUUGUUGAUCAAGAAACCGGAGAAUUUAUAGAGGCUAUAUUACCUAACGCCAUGGAAAAAAAAGAAAGUAAUGGUGGAAAAGAAAAUAAUGAGAAAAAGAAUAUUGAUUCUCCUGAUGAUGCGCAAAAUAUCGAAAAUGAAACACCCAUUAUUGAGUCCAAUGAAAUUAUUCCACCACCCAAAAGUACAAGAUCUGAUAGCCAAGAAACUCCAAUUAAGAGCGAAGUCACUCCCACGGUUUCGAUUGAAAUUGAGCAUGUAGAUGAUAUUUCGGAAGACUCCAGUCCAAUUCUUCAAGAUUCUAAUGUGGACACAGCUAAGGAUUUAACUGAAGGAGACUCGAAGGAACAUGAGUCUACAAAUAUAACCAGUGUGGAAAUAGAUAGCUUAACAACGGUUUUAGUCAAUCAUAAUAGAGAGCAAGAGUCUCCUAUGGAAACUUCAGACGAUACAAUUUUGGAAACAUCUGGUGAUGCUGUAACCGCAACUGAAGAAAAUAAGUCUACAAUUGAAGAUGAAAUUAAUCAGAAGACUAGAGAAAAAAGAAGCAUUGAAGACGAAGAGUUGGUUAAUUCAAAUUUGGGAACCACCAACCAGACAUUCAUAAAAGAAGAUAUCAGUCCCAUUAUUAAGUCAGAAUUGAAACCUAUUAAUCAAGAGGAAGUUCAGAUAAACAACGACCAAGAACUGAAAGUAGAAGAAACAUCAGAUACCGAACCCAAAAUAAAAGAUAUUCCAAAAGCACGAACUAUUACAAAAGAUGAAAUAAUUUCAAGCAGCGCAGACGAGAAUAAUGUACAAGAGCCAUUGGAAGCAGUUGCUGAACCAUCAGUUCAAGAAAUCACCUCGGAUCCCCAAAUCGAAGAAUCAAUUACUGAGAAUAAGGUAGAUUCUGCAGAAAGCAAAGAUGUUGUGGAACCUAAUAGUCAACUUGAGGAUGAACCUGAUAUUACAAGUGUUGCAGAUGCAUCUGACUUAUCAAAAGGUGAGAGAAAAUCUGAAUCAGCUGAAGACUUGGAACUAAAUGAAACAGACGGUGAACUGCAUCCCGAAACUAAUCGUUUGAAAGAAAAUCUUAAAAGCAGCACAGAUAAACCAAACCAUUCAGUUGAAAAAGUCGCAACUGAGGAUGAAUCAGAGGAAACACAAAAUAUAGAGAAACUGUCACAACAGGAAACCAUACCAAUUGGAUCUAAUAGUUUGGAGACUGAAGAAGUAGUUCCAUCUGAUGGCAACAUAAAUAAAGAUAAAUCUGAAGAAUCCAAUGAUGAUUUCCAUAAUUUUGAUGUCUUUACGGAAGGAACUAAUUUAAAGGACAAGGACAAUAUAACAGGCUCUUCAAUAAUCAAAGAAUGUACAGAUGAGCCCGCUGUUAAUGAUAUAAAUGACAGUAUGGGAGAGAGUAUAUUAAUAGCAAGCACCUUACCAGAAGAAUCACUGGACACAUCCGUGGAACACGAACUUGAAAGUCCAAAGCAUUUUGCUUCUGAAGGACUUGAUUACCUAAAAGAUAUCAUGGAAGAUAUAAGUUCCAGUGCUAGAGAGCUCCAACAAAUUAUAAAAACUAGUAUGGAAGACCCUGUCAUUAAUAGUAAGGUACCAACUGAGAGAUCAAAAAGUUCACAAGCUGAACACCAGGACCAAGAAACUCUACUAAUCAACUCUGAAUCACAGCAAGUUGAAAUUCAUAAAAUAGAGGACGAUCCUGCUGUUUUAAGUAAAAUAGUAUCUGAAGAAGCAGAAAGUUCACCAACUGAAGACCAACAUUCCGGUAAGGAAACUUUAACAAUCAACUCCGAAACAAAGAAGGAUGAAAAUAAUAAAUUAGAGGAAGAACCUGUCCAACUAGAUAAACUAUUAACUGAAGGAUCAAAAGGUUCACAAGCUGAAGACCAACAAUCCGAUCAUAAACCUUUAACAAUCAACUCAGAGUCUAAGCCUGUUGAAGAUAGUAAUACAGAAAGUGAAUCUUUAAAAAUAAUCUCAGAGCCUAUGCCUGUUGAACAUACUAAUUUAGAAGAUGAAACUGCUCAAAUAAAUAAAAUGUCCACGAAGGGAUCGGAAACUUCCCAAACUGAAAGUGAACCAUCGGAUGAGAAGGAUAUACCAACUAAGUCGGAAUCUGUGCAAACUGAAGAUAGUAACAUAAUACAGGAUUUUACCGAAUCAAAUAGUAUUCAUUCUGAGGAUUCAGAAGAAUUACAUAAUAAGGACAAAAAACCAAAUUCUGUUGAUGAAAGGACUGAAAGCACGGAAAAAGUAUUGUCAUCGUCACCAGAACACAGAUCUCCGAGUGCAAUAGGUGAUAGUCCUAAAAGUGAGGAGGAGGAUCUGGAAUUUCUAACAAAGGGUAAAGGUAAAGAAAUCUCCGGGGGAGACAAACUCCAAAAUUCUGUUGAUCAAAGAACUGAAAGCACGGAAAAAGCUUUGCCAGCUUUACCAGAUAAAAAUGCAUCGAUUGCAAUUGAAGAUGGUCUCAAGAGUGGAGAUGAUGUUGUUGAACAUCCAACAACGGGUCAUGGUAAUGAAAUGUCCAUGGCAGACACCGCCAUUGCAGUUAUGGAAUUAUCUCCUGAGAUCGAAACCGAAGCUACAAAUGCCCAAGAAUCGGAGGGCACAGAAGCUAAAGAUAAUUCUGGCAACGAACCUGCAGUACCACCAACUCUUGCAGCUGAUAAAGACAAACCAGAAUUUGAUGUGAAGAAAGAUAUAAAAGACGAAGGACCGUCAGCCGUCCUGGGAAAAUGUGAUUCUUCAGAUUAUCCAUCCAAGCCUAGCGAAACCGAAACAUUACCUUUAGGAAAACAAGAAAGUUCUUCAGAAAUGGAAAGCAAAUCUCUUGUAGUCGAGGAUAAAGACACUGCGGAAUCAAAACCAAAAACGACUCACCUGUUGCCUCAAACCCUGAAGAAAAACUCUUCAUUGCUUGUAUCUAAUCAAUUAAUUGGCACCCAAAAUUUACCUACUAACCAUAUUGAGAUUGAAAAGAACACCAAGAAGUUAUCUAACCCUGUUGUAAAAGAUAAAGAUAUUGGCACCUUAACGUCGGGGCGUCUUGUACCCACACCCAUUGCUGAGUUGCAGCUUAAGUCAUUCAAAAAUCCCAACGACGAUGGCGCCUGGUAUGAUAUUUAUGUGGAGCCCAAGGCGACUUCUGAUAAGGAUUUGGAAAAUAUUCCAAUAUCAAAUGAACCCAAGAAACUUGAUACGGACCAACAAACAUCCUCAGUUGUAGAUGAGCCAACUAUUGUCUCGGAAAGAACUCCAAGUUACUAUACCCCCAAAGAAAUCAUAGAAACAGCUGCACCGAAAGCUAAGAACUCAGUUUCAUUUUUUGUUUCAUUCGAUUCGGAUGAUAGAAAGCCCAAAUACAAAAUGCCCAAAAGGUUUAGAGAUCAAUCAAAAACCGACUCUGUUAAAGAAGUAAAGAAUCCCGAAGUUAUCUCAUCCGAAUCUGAUAAUGAUUCAAAUGAAGAGGAAAUAGAAGUUAUCGAAGUAUCGGAGGGCGAUCCCGAGUACCAACAUACCGGUGGCAGCAAAUUACAAACCAUAUUGGAACUUGAUAAUGAAAGUGAGCAGCCCACUGAGUUAAAUAAUCAAAGCCAAGCUUUAGAGCCAAAAGAAAUUAUUGAUACAGUCGAAGAUAAUCCGGGUAAAACAAAAGGCCCAAAAAGUAAUACUGAGCAUUAUGAAGAAGCCUAUAAAACUGACAUUUUAAGAAUAACAAGAUCUGUACGGAUCAUAGAAAGAGCGUACCGAAGGUUUAAGAGUAGAGGUUCAUUAAAGACCAAUGAAUCGGAUUUGGAAAAGCAAAAUAGGGCUGCUAAGGUAAUACAAAAGUGGCUUCGAGACUCGUUAAGGAAAAAAGCAUCGUUAGCUUCCUCAGGUGCUUCUAAAAAAUUUAAUGAAAAUAAUGCUGCGAUGAAAAUUCAAAGAGCCUAUAGAAGAUAUGCUGUAAAAACUAAUGAAAUGAAAUCUGCAAAUCUUGAGUCUCAAGAAAGGACUAAAAAAGAAGAAAUUGCUGCACUCGUUAUCCAAAAAGCAUUUAGGCUAUAUUCUCAGAGAAAAUUAGUUGAACUUAACAAAAAGCUGUACUCAGAUGAUACAGAACUGGAGCAAAAUAAUGCUGCUAAGAAAAUUCAGAGGGCUUACAGAAGGUAUCUGAAAUUAUCCGAUAAACCAGAACUUCAAGAAGUUGAACAUCCAGUGGAAUCGAACAAAAAUCUAAAUGAUUCUUCAAUACUAUCUAUUGAACCAGAACUAAUUAGUGAAUCUCAGUCUAAAAAGCAACAAGAUAUUAAGAAACCUUUGCAAGCCAGUUCCUCAAUUAAUACAUUAAAAUCAACUGAUAGCACAGAAACUACAAAUGAUGUCCAAACAGAAGAUCUCCAAGAUAUGGAAAAGGUAGAAGAAAUCAUUUCGAAUCCAAUUCAUAUGCCAAGUUUAGCUGAAGAACCAAAACGAAUAAAAGAAAUAAAGAAGGAUGAGAUCAUAGAAUUAGAAAAACUUUCGAAUGUCAGUUCCAAUCCAAUUAAUUUGUCAAAAUCUGAAGAGUUGCAGGAAAAAAAGAGCCCUGAAAAAGCUGAUACAAGCCCAGUUCGUACUUUAGGAUCAGCUGAUAAUCAAGAAAAUAUAAACAAUGUAGAGGCAGAAAAACUCCAAAGUAUGGAGACUCCUGACGAUCCUGAAACUUUGAUUCAAGAUAAACCAGAAAUCAUAAUUGAAUCAAUAAAAGAUGAGCAUCAAUCCAGUCCCAUUCAUCCAAAAAAGGAUGAUUUUGAUGGAAAGUCCAAUGCAGCUCUAAUAAUACAGAGAGCUUUCAGGCAAUAUAUGGAAAAAAGAAAGCUUGAAAAUUUCGAUGAGAGCUCCUUUGACUCGAUUACCAGCUCACGAAUUACAGCGAUAGAAACCUCCAACUAUCCAACUGCAGGAACCACACCAUCAGAAAGUUUGCCCCAAGAAGCCAGCGAAGACCCAGGCGAAGAUGCUUCGGAGAUUCAACCGAAGUCCGAGUGGUUUGUGGGGUCAACUCGCAUAGUACCAAGCCAGGGAGUCGUUGAAGAACCUGUUGGGUUAGAAACCGAUCCGGAUCCAGCCGCAAUCACAAGUAAAACUGAGCUCGACACCAGCACGCAAGUAGAAUCAGUUGAAACAGUAGAUAGAACGCAUGGCUAUGGCUCGCUUGAAUCCAAAUUAAAUACUGGUAUUAUCAGUUCUGAAAUCGAUGAGAGUCUAGGCGUUACAUCUGAAAAGGAUAAUGCAGUCUCUUCUGGUUUAGCAGGUUUAACAAAGGCGUCUGAAACUGGUCUUGAUUCGGUGGAGGAUCCACUUCUUCUAUCACAAUCCGAUUUUGGUGGUAUCGUACAGUCUCUAGAUGUUGCUUCAACUCAAGAACUGGUUAAUAGUUUUCUGGAGAAUGAGAUUGAGUACACGUCCAAGCAAGGACCAUUUCCAAGUGUUAACCUUCUUCAAGAAGUUGUAGAGGAACCCUGUAUAAAGAAGUCCGCUUCACUGGUUAAUCUUUCCGAAGGCGAAUCAGAACCAGAUGUUGCUAGUCAAAAAGCAGAAAAUACGGAUUCUUCAAUGUCUGAAACCACUGGUUUAGAUACGCUAACCGCUGAUACAAUAGACAAGGCCACCGUUAAGUUGUCCAAGCCAGAGGAAGUAAUUGAAAAAAUGUCUCUACUCCGAGACUCCAAGUCCCACGAGAGACUUGCCUCGGCAGAUCCCAGUAUUGAUGAGCCCGUUGUGCGGCGCAUGAGUUCCCUGCAGGAACAAGCCAGCAUGGACAUCGAGGAUGGAGAUAUCAUCGUAUACAAUCGAUUGCAGAGGGACGAAACCAGGGAAAGCUCUGCUCAGAGUGAUUCUGUGGUCUUCGGUGAGGCAGAAUCCGCAAAUAUCCAGGAAAGGGAUUUACUCAAUGAAGAAGAAUCCGGAAGGGUGCAUUUAAUGAGGCACUACACUAUCGCAGGUGAUGAUCCGCGUGGUCUGUUCAGAUCUGUGACCAUUGAUGAGGCUCUAAAUUAUGUUGAGAUUGGAGAAAAUGGUAUGGGUAUUAACAGCACGAAUAGUUUCUGUUUGGACGAUGAAACCUCGGAGAACAUUCGCAAGAAAAUGAUGGCCUACUCGCUUUCUGAAACGGACUCGGAUUACUUUGAUCCGAAGAAGGGUAGCAAAGAGGAUUUUGACAUAGAUACGGCCAUGGCAGAUGCCAUGGGCACGUCCACUGAAACGGAGUCCACCAUUGUUUCGGCCGCCACAAAGAUCCAAGCGGGAGCAAGGGGAUUCCUUACCAGGCGUAGAUUGCGACGGGCAAGUGCCGGAACAAAGUCGUCCACUCUGGACACCAAGGCGUCCUUCGGCAACGAUGCAAUUAGCGAGUCCCUGGAACGUUUCAUCGAGGAGGAAGCGGCCAAGAAGAUCCAGACCGCCUAUCGGAUGCACACCCGAAAACGCAAGGGUGACCGGAAGAUGGAAGGCAUCAGCCUGGAGAGCAAUCUGGCUGCCAGGCGUCAGAAAUUGCAGCGCGGGGAUGCCCUUCGAAAUGAUUCUACCCCCGAUGAUGAAAAUAGUGUGAACAGCAGUGGGGGUCAGACUCAAAAAAGCUCAAAAUCAGGGAGAAGCAAAACAGUUGGUGAGACAAGGACAAAGGCCGACAUGGAAUUAAGGUGGCUGAAGAUGAGGCAGAAUUCAAUGCCCGUACAAAUUGAUUGCGAAGUUUUCCGAGUCAUACCCAAGCAUAUGCGUAAACGUAUAAAAAGCGCCGAGGCGAACAAAAGAAAAUAAAAUUCUCAAGUCUAUAAGUAUCAUCGCUGAACUAUAUCUAAAUAAAAUAUAUACGAGUAUUUAA